Messenger RNA from Mytilus trossulus (common blue mussel), 757 nucleotides. Its product is annotated as stress response protein NhaX-like. The record is from RefSeq and is a predicted model, not a curated record. The coding region runs from base 189 to 665 and encodes 158 amino acids. The transcript is spliced from 4 exons. Lineage: Eukaryota; Metazoa; Mollusca; Bivalvia; Mytilida; Mytilidae.
UACGCGUGUUUAUUUCAUCUUUUUGAAAUUUCACACAGUCAAUACCAUAUAUAUCCGACAGUUGCAACUGGACAAAACUGGAUUUGGAUCGGGUACAAAUUAUGCUGAAGUAUAGAUAUCUUUUAUUAACACGUGAAAUAACAGUAAAGGCACAUAUAUCAACUUUUUAAAUAUUCUUUGGUUUGAAAAUGACUGAGGAAACAAAAACAGGAGGGAAAAACGUGGUUAUAGCUAUGGAUGGUAGCGAAUAUUCCAAAUUUGCAUUUAAAUGGUAUAUCGACAAUUGUAGAAAAGCAGAUGACAAUGUUUACCUCGUCCAUGCAGUGGAGAUGACUCCAAUCUUCUCGACACAACUGCUGUCUUCUCCAUACUCAUAUGAUCCAGAGGUGCUAGAGGUAAUUUUGAAGAAAGAAAAAGACCGCGUAACACAAGAAUUACAGCAAUUCUCUCAACUUCUUAUUGAAUAUGGGGUUCCUGGAACAGUUAAGAGCGUCCAUACUUCUAAUCCAGGAGAAGGUAUCGUAAAAAUAGCUGCAGAGUUAGAUGCCGCCAUUAUUGUGACUGGGAAUCGUGGUUUGGGCAAAAUACAGCGCGCUUUUUCAGGAAGUACAAGUGACUACAUUCUGAAUCAUUCCGACGUUCCAGUUUUGAAUUGCAGACUUUGAUAUUGAUAGAAACAUUUAAAAAAAAGGUGUCGCUCUUAGUAUUUAAUGUUUUUCACAAAAUUUAAAUUUGAAAUUUUCAUCAUAAACAAGAA